UAUGAAUGUAAACAGUGUGGGAAAGCCUUUUCCCAACCUAGUAGUCUCCAACUGCAUAAAAGAACACAUACUGGAGAGAAACCCUACAAAUGUAAUCAGUGUGGAAAAGCCUUUUCACGAAACGGACAUCUCCAAGUACAUAAAAGAACACAUACUGGAGAGAAACCUUACAAAUGUAAUCAGUGUGGUAAAGCCUUUUCACGACAUGGACAUCUCCAAGUACAUAAAAGAACACAUACUGGAGAGAAACCCUACAAAUGUAAUCAAUGUGGUAAAGCAUUUGCAUAUUGUAGAAGUCUCCAAAGUCAUAAAAGAACACAUACUGGAGAGAAAUCCUACGAAUGUAAUCAGUGUGGUAAAGCCUUUUCAGAAAUCGGUAAUCUCAAACUACAUAAAAGAACACAUACUGGAGAGAAACCCUACGAAUGUAAUCAGUGUGGUAAAGCCUUUUCACGACACGGACAUCUCCAAGUACAUAAAAGAACACAUACUGGAGAGAAACCCUACGAAUGUAAUCAGUGUGGUAAAGCC
This is a messenger RNA of Meriones unguiculatus (Mongolian gerbil), 531 nucleotides long. RefSeq names its product zinc finger protein 120-like. The record is from RefSeq and is a predicted model, not a curated record. NCBI's taxonomy places the organism in Eukaryota, Metazoa, Chordata, Mammalia, Rodentia, Muridae. Gene Ontology annotation, molecular function: DNA-binding transcription factor activity, RNA polymerase II-specific; RNA polymerase II cis-regulatory region sequence-specific DNA binding. The transcript has a single exon. The annotation marks the transcript as partial. Gene Ontology annotation, biological process: regulation of transcription by RNA polymerase II.